This is a messenger RNA of Drosophila obscura, 952 nucleotides long. RefSeq lists its product as uncharacterized. NCBI's taxonomy places the organism in Eukaryota, Metazoa, Arthropoda, Insecta, Diptera, Drosophilidae. The coding region runs from base 180 to 638 and encodes 152 amino acids. The transcript has 3 exons. The record is from RefSeq and is a predicted model, not a curated record.
UAGAUUCAGUUGCUCGAAGGGGUCUGCAAGGGGAAGUCGAAACGCAGGCGCGCCGUUACAAGACAAUGCUAAACGAAAUGAAAUAAGUUGAACACAAUAACAAAGGAGAUUGGAAAGCGAAACCACAAUAGAACCGUAUAUUAGUGGAGAAUUUGUGUCAGCAAUUUCAGUGGUCAACAAUGGACAAAGCAUCCUCAGAGAUGGAGACAGACUUGACUGGCCUCCACUUGGGUUGCUUGCUGUGCGAUAAAUGUUUCGUCGGCAUAGAUGCGCUCCAGGAGCAUCACCUGUCCCACUUUCCGUCGGUCACCCAACCGAUCCCCAAGAGUCAUUCCUGUGACCUGUGUGGGCGCGCGCUGCACUCGCUGCAGCAGCUGAAGAAUCACUACAAGCAAUACCACGAGGCCCUGGUCAGUACGGAAUCGAAAACGGGAGAGUUUUUUGAGUGCAAUCGUUGCGCCAAAUACUUCGUCCUUAAGGACUAUCUCACCCUCCACAUAAAGCUUAAGCAUUCCGAGUGGGAGAUAAAGAAACCAAAUGAUUCGAAUCAUCUGCCACGGAACCCCCAGCAUCAAAAAUAUCCACCGCGCUUUGAUUUCAUCAACGGCGGGACUGUGUGCUUGGACGACGACUAUUAAGUCUCGGAGCCCACAUCUCAAUAUUGCUAUUGUGGAAUAUUUUUUGAUUUUUGUAAAAAAUCGCCGUUAUGGUUCAUGAAUUGGACAUUGUUGGCUCUGAGAGCUGAAUUGCCGAAGUAGCUGAAAUUAACCACAGAUGCUAUAUAAGGAGAAAGAAGCGUGCCUGCAUUUCUUAAAAAUAAAUUUUUUACUAAAUACAAAUGUACAUAUUAUGCAAUAUCACACAGUUGAUUUAAUAUCGCUGCCAAGUGGACAAAAUUGGUUUAAUCUCUUAUAUAUAGUAUGUAUGUAAAUAAAUACGAUUGAAAAAGAAG